AUGAACUAUAACUACUCUCUUGCGGCUUCUUUUCAAUCAGCAAGACGCUCUUCUUCAUUCAUACCCCCGGAAGACAAUACCCCCAUUUCUCCCAUCAUUACCAGCACUUCUUCAAGAAAUUCUAAGGGCUCCCCCAUCGAUCUUGACGAUAUAACGAAGGAGUACCAGCGCUACAAAAGGAUGCUAUCUACUGCCAGCUGCUCCUCUGAUAAGGACUUUGCGGAUAAGGAAAUCGGACUUCGUGAGAUGCUCGAUUCGGACCGCUUAGACACAAAAACUUUCUUCUCGACUCCUAGACUGUCCCAUGUGCAUUUACCAACCACGUCGGAGUCGAUCAUCAAGGACUACGAGCUGAAGAUGGAAAGGAGACGCAGCGUAUAG
This is a messenger RNA of Candidozyma auris, 381 nucleotides long. RefSeq lists its product as uncharacterized. The coding region runs from base 1 to 381 and encodes 126 amino acids. The transcript has a single exon. Lineage: Eukaryota; Fungi; Ascomycota; Pichiomycetes; Serinales; Metschnikowiaceae. The record is from RefSeq and is a predicted model, not a curated record.